Messenger RNA from Bombyx mori (domestic silkworm), 1185 nucleotides. It is a transcript of the gene DnaJ-8, whose product is annotated as DnaJ (Hsp40) homolog 8. Gene Ontology annotation, biological process: protein folding. Lineage: Eukaryota; Metazoa; Arthropoda; Insecta; Lepidoptera; Bombycidae. The record is from RefSeq and is marked provisional. Gene Ontology annotation, cellular component: endoplasmic reticulum membrane.
UUAUUUAUAACGUAAAAGAAACCGCUCUUUAGUGUUAACAAGUAUGAAUUGAAGCCAAUAUGAUUACGAGAUUUAAAUUAUGUGUGUUAGUGGGUUUGGCAUGGCAUUUUAUCGAAGUACACAGUCACGAUCAUCUCCUCGAAGGCAUUUACUGUGGGAAACAAAAUUGUUACGAAGUUUUGGGUGUAACGCGAGAGGCUACCAAGAAUGAGAUCGCUAAAAGUUAUCGACAACUCGCUAAAAAAUUCCAUCCGGACUUGCACAGAAAAGCUGAAGAUAAAAAAAUAGCAGAAGAAAAGUUUAAAGAAAUAGCAACGGCCUACGAGAUACUACGUGACGAUGAAGAGAGGUCUGACUACAAUUACAUGCUUGACAACCCUCAAGAAUAUUAUGCCCAUUACUACCGGUAUUACAGACGUCGUAUGGCACCUAAAGUCGAUGUUAGGAUAGUUCUUGCAGUCACUAUAACGCUCAUAUCAUUAGUACAGUACUACAGUGCGUGGUCAAAGUAUGACACUGCAAUAAAAUAUUUUAUGUCAGUUCCAAAAUACAGGAACAAGGCAUUAGAAAUUGCCAAAGAGGAGAUAAAAGAGUCACAAGGAGGUAAGAAGAAUAGGAAAUCAAAAGCAGAACUUAAAAGUGAACAGGAUAAAAUAAUUAGAAGAGUGAUUGAAGAAAACAUGGACAUUAAAGGAGCCUAUGCCAAACCUGAAAUUGUAGAUAUUUUGUGGGUUCAAUUAAUAAUUUUGCCCUACACUAUAGCAUAUUACAUUUACUGGUAUCUGAGAUGGAUCUGGAAGUACACCAUAUUAAAACAACCAUUUGGCAAUGAAGAAAAGUUUUACUUAAUUAGGAAAUAUAUGAAAAUGGGACCGCACCAGUUUGAUGCAAUAGAGGAAUAUGAAAAAAAAGAAUACCUUGAUGAAGAAUUGUGGAUAAAAGAAAACUUUAAAAUAUGGAAAGAGAUCAAGGAUGAAGAAGCUAAGAAGGCUUUAGCUGAUAACAAUAAAUACAAACAGUACAGAAGGUACAUUAAACAACAUGGAAUCGGGAGGAUGACUUUUGAUGAUUCAUGAUAGUGUCUGCAUUGUAAUUGAUUAAAAGAAGUUUGAAGUAUGACUAUCGGUGAUUUUUUAUAAGUUGUUAACUUAUAUGUUACAAUAAUAAAACAUUUUUUAAACAUAA